This is a messenger RNA of Brassica oleracea var. oleracea, 1385 nucleotides long. RefSeq lists its product as uncharacterized. NCBI's taxonomy places the organism in Eukaryota, Viridiplantae, Streptophyta, Magnoliopsida, Brassicales, Brassicaceae. The coding region runs from base 32 to 1282 and encodes 416 amino acids. The record is from RefSeq and is a predicted model, not a curated record. The transcript has 3 exons.
UUUCCAACAGAAAGGAAGAUAUAUAUAUAUAAUGAUUCUUUGUAGAAAGAGAGAGAGAGAUAUUCAACGAAAACAAAAAAUCUGUAGCUGCAAGAAACCACAAAACAUGUUUAGAUUCUUGCAAGUAGGGUUGGCUAAGCCAGUUCGUGGUUCGAACUCGAUGCAAACUGUGGUUCGCAGUUUAUCCUCCUUGGAGGGUGUGACGUCAUCACCGUACCUAUUGCUUCCUAUGGAGGUUGUGGAAGAUCAUGGUGUCGAUGGCAAAGUGGUAAACUUAAACUACUUCGACCCGAUGAAGAACGAGACGGUGAAGGUUCGUAAUCGGACGAUUCCUGAGAAGAUGUGCACACCGUCUAGCAGCUACAUCGGUUCGUCACGAGGCUGGGUAGCUAGUAUGAACACAGAAGAUAUGACCGUACAUGUUACAAAUAUGUUCAAUCCAACGGUGCCAAAGUCAUCGCAAAGAGUUAUCUCGCUACCUCCCUUUGACCCUAUUAUUCCCUAUGACUCUCUUCCAUUUAACCCUCGUUGUCCGAUCGGUUACGGCGCAUCUCUCUCCUCUUGUCCUGACCGAUCACAAGACUCCGACUCCGUCACGUUAGCCCUCAAGUGGAUGGACUCCAUCUCUUUCUGCAAUCUGGGCAAUGGAUCGAAAUGGAUUCACUUGCAAGAUUCUAUCCCUGGCCACUUCUGCGGCUCCCGUGUCUUUUUCUCCGACAGAGAUUCAACUUUUUAUCUCACUCCCAACGUUCCUUUUCUCCCUGUCCGCCACCCAUCUCCCCAGUUCCAUCAACUGGCUUAUUACCCGCAACCAACUUCUCUUUGUCGUCUCCCGGACAUCUCAGACACCGAGUACGAGCUUUUGAGACAGUGUGGCCCCUUCAACCAAAUGGUUCAGUCUCCCUCUGGCGACUUGUUACUAGUUAUUUGGUUUGUCCAGGCAACGGUUGGUGGGAACCCCAUAUCAUUCUGGGAACAGCACAAGAAGAAGGAGGGCCAUGUCACCAAGCGGUUCAUGGUAUUCAAAGUAGACUCGGACAAUGGUUGCAAGUCGUACACGGAAGACAUAGGAGAUCUCUGCAUUUUCUACGGUCAGAACGAGCUCUUUUGCGUCAAUGCCACCAAUUACCCUGGACUCGAACCGAACUCCAUAUACUUCGUCGAAUUCGGCGACACUGGUCGCAUUUACAUCUUCGAUCUCGCUACUCAGACUUUCACCGAGCUCGCCAAACUCGACAAUCUCACUGGCCCUCCUUAUUGGCUUGAUCCGACCUUUGUAUGAUUUUUUUAAUAAUCACCAUUGAUCAUUUCUAAUGCGCUUACUCAAAUAUUAUUGCCAAGAAUUUGAAUUUUACCUCAAAUUUGAUACUAAUGUUCAAAUAUCA